Diversispora eburnea is the source of this 450-nucleotide messenger RNA. NCBI's taxonomy places the organism in Eukaryota, Fungi, Glomeromycota, Glomeromycetes, Diversisporales, Diversisporaceae. The record is from the annotation of a GenBank genome assembly.
AUGAACGUAAUAACCUGGCAAAUUAAUCAAUUCAAACAAAAGCAACAACAACCACAACAAUCACAAUAUCCACAACGAGUACAACAACUACAAUUUCCAGAACAAUCACAAAUUCCACAGCAAUACGUGGAAAACGUCUCGCCUGACAAUUUGUUGAGCAUGUCUAAAUAUCAACAAGAUAUUGAGACAGCUGUUGGGAUGAAACACAAAAAUUCAUUGAUAAUGCUUGCAGCUGUAGCAACAGAAGUGAGGAGUAAUAUUCAGGGUAUGGGAGUUAAAAUUAAACAAAAACAAAAUGUGGUAAAUUACUGGGUUUCAAAAUUUUUGGCUGCAUCUGCUGAGCCAAUUGUAAUAAUCCCUGAUGUAACAUCGGAAUUGGUGAGAUGGGGUAGGAAACGUAGAAUCGAAAAUUUAGAAGUAUUAUUAGCAAUUAAAAAAUUUGAAUCAUGA